GCUUUUCUAUUCUCCACUUUUCUCAGCUCCAAUUUUUUUAUACAUUUUUUUCAAUUACUAUACAAGUUUUGAUCUCGUCAUUGCUUAUUCUUUGUGGGGUUUUUGAGAUUUCUUGUUUUUUUUGGUCUUAGAAAGAUAAAGAUCAUAUUAUUUUUCAUUUGGGUGUUUUCUUGUUUGGGUAGUUUUGUUGGUUAUAGAAAGAAAAAAGAUGACAGUAGGAGCAGGAAUUUGUGUAGCUGAAAGGAAGCUUAAUGUAUUGGGGCAAAGCAUUCUAACUGAUGUUGAUGAAAAUAUUAUUGUUAGUCAGCCAAAUGGUGAAGCUUUCACUAAUGGGGCAUUUCUUGGUGUUAACUCAGACAGAGUUGGUAGUCAUAGGGUCUUCCCUAUUGGCAAACUACAAGGAUUGAGAUUUAUGUGUGGUUUCCGGUUCAAGUUAUGGUGGAUGACACAGAGAAUGGGUACAUCUGGCCAAGAUAUACCAUUUGAGACUCAGUUUUUGAUUGUGGAAGGAAAUGAUGGUUCAAAUUUUGAUCAAGACAACCAGCAAAAUUCAGCAUUGUAUGUUGUUUUCUUGCCUAUUCUAGAGGGAGAUUUUAGGGCUGUUCUUCAAGGGAAUUCAAACGACGAGUUAGAGAUAUGUCUGGAAAGUGGAGAUCCUGCUGUGCAAGAUUUCGAGGGAAGCCAUUUGGUUUAUGUAGCAGCUGGACCAGACCCUUUUGAUGUCAUUACUAAUGCUGUCAAGACGGUGGAGAGGCAAUUACAGACAUUUUGUCACCGUGAUAGAAAGAAGAUGCCAGACAUGUUGAACUGGUUCGGAUGGUGCACGUGGGAUGCUUUCUAUACAACCGUUUCUUCAGAGGGAGUGAAGCAAGGACUAGAGAGUUUGGAGAAAGGAGGUAUUCCCCCAAAGUUUGUACUCAUUGAUGAUGGAUGGCAAUCAGUGAGUAUGGAUCCCAAUGGCAUCGAAUCCAUUGCUGAUAACCAUGCAAACUUUGCAAACAGGCUAACUCAUAUCAAAGAGAACCAUAAGUUUCAGAAAAAUGGAAAGGAAGGUCAUAGGGUUAACGAUCCUGCAAUGGGACUUCGACAUGUUGUUACCAAUAUCAAAGACCAACACAAUUUGAAGUAUGUGUACAUGUGGCAUGCACUUGCUGGUUACUGGGGUGGUGUGAGACCCGGGGUCCCUGGGAUGGAACACUACGAAUCCAAGUUAUCUUUCCCAGUUUCAUCUCCCGGGACUGAGUCACAGGAACCUGAUGAUGCUUUGAGCAGCUUGAUAAAGAACGGUCUUGGUCUAGUGAACCCUGAGAAAGUUUUAUACUUCUAUAAUGAACUGCACUCAUACCUUGCUUCUGCGGGUAUAGAUGGGGUUAAAGUAGAUGUUCAGAACAUCCUUGAAACACUUGGAGCUGGUCAUGGUGGAAGAGUAAAACUCGCAAGAAAGUAUCAUCAAGCAUUAGAGGCAUCUAUUGCUCGAAAUUUUCCUGAUAAUGGAAUUAUUUCAUGCAUGAGCCAUAGUAAUGAUAGUUUGUUCAGUGCAAAGCGUUCAGCUGUUAUAAGAGCAUCAGAUGAUUUCUGGCCACGAGACCCUGCAUCACACACAAUUCACAUAGCAUCAGUGGCGUACAACACCAUUUUCCUUGGUGAAUUCAUGCAGCCUGAUUGGGAUAUGUUUCAUAGUGUGCAUCCCAUGGCUGAAUACCACGGAGCAGCACGAGCAGUUGGAGGCUGUGCUAUUUAUGUCAGUGACAAGCCUGGACAGCACGACUUUAAUCUUCUAAAGAAGCUUGUACUUCCAGAUGGUUCCAUAUUACGCGCCAAACUUCCAGGAAGGCCAACUAGAGACUGCUUGUUUUCUGAUCCAGCAAGAGACGGGAUAAGUCUUUUGAAGAUUUGGAAUCUCAACGAUUUCAACGGAGUAAUCGGUGUAUUCAACUGUCAAGGUGCUGGAUGGUGUAAGGUUGGCAAGAAGAAUCUAAUCCACGAUUGUCAACCAGGGACGAUAACUGGGAUUGUUCGCGCUAUUGAUGUCAAUUACUUACCAAGGAUUGCUCAUGAUGGAUGGACUGGCGAUGCCAUUCUGUAUUCUCAUCUUCAUAGGGAAUUGAUCAAUCUUCCUAAAAAUGCUUCGAUUCCAAUCACUCUAAACGCGAGAGAAUAUGAAGUCUUUACAGUUGUUCCAAUCAAUGAAAUGUCUACAGGAUCAAGAUUUGCUCCGAUUGGUCUUGUGAAUAUGUUCAAUUCAGGAGGAGCAAUCAAAGAGCUGAAGUAUGAAACAGAGGGAAAAUGUGGAUUAGUUUCCAUGAAGGUUCGCGGAUGUGGAAUGUUUGGUGCUUAUUCAUCUGGGAAGCCUAAACGAAUACAAGUUGACAAUGAAGAAGUACAUUUUGAUUACGACGAAUCCUCUGGAUUAAUCACCAUUAAUAUUAGAGUUCCUGAUGAAGAAUUAUACCUUUGGGAUGUAAAAGUUGAAAUGUGAAAAGUGCAAGAUGAUCAUAAAUGGAUGAAUUGAAGACUUGUGAACUAA
Solanum tuberosum (potato) is the source of this 2527-nucleotide messenger RNA. RefSeq names its product probable galactinol--sucrose galactosyltransferase 1. The record is from RefSeq and is a predicted model, not a curated record. The transcript is spliced from 12 exons. Lineage: Eukaryota; Viridiplantae; Streptophyta; Magnoliopsida; Solanales; Solanaceae. Bases 209 to 2479 code for a protein of 756 amino acids.